AAGGAGCUGGCCCUUGGACAGAAGGAGCUGGCCCUUGGACAGAAGGAGCUGGCCCUUGGACAGAAGGAGCUGGCCCUUGGACAGAAGGAGCUGGCCCUUGGACAGAAGGAGCUGGCCCUUGGACAGAAGGAGCUGGCCCUUGGACAGACCUAA
Messenger RNA from Closterium sp. Naga37s-1, 153 nucleotides. The record is from the annotation of a GenBank genome assembly. Lineage: Eukaryota; Viridiplantae; Streptophyta; Zygnematophyceae; Desmidiales; Closteriaceae.